This is a messenger RNA of Suillus plorans, 3260 nucleotides long. RefSeq lists its product as uncharacterized. The transcript has 2 exons. The record is from RefSeq and is a predicted model, not a curated record. The annotation marks the transcript as partial. NCBI's taxonomy places the organism in Eukaryota, Fungi, Basidiomycota, Agaricomycetes, Boletales, Suillaceae.
CCCGUGAUCCACAUUCUGCUCACUAGUCGCUUAGAGGAGCAUAUCCGUAAAGCCAUUGAAAAAGUACGCACACUAGUAUACGAGAUACCGGUGAACACUUCUGGGGAGGGCAUUUCUCGCACCAUUUCGUUAGACGGCGAAGAUGUCGACAAUGACAUCUAUAUCUUCUUACAGCAUUCCUUCACGGAGUUACAAAGUCGACAUCCUGAUUUCCCUCAGCCCACUGUGGAUGAACUUGUGCGGCUGGCGAACCGAGCUGGCAGACGUUUUAUUGUGGCAUCUACAAUGAUGAAGUUUGUCGACGACGGAUACAACGACCCCCGGGAUCGCCUUGAGCUCAUGCUCGAGCUAACCAAUGAACUGCUACCUGGGACGGAAGUGUAUGAGUUAUACAACCGUAUCCUUGCCACCUGUUCGGACCCCAGCCGGGCAUACCAGCACUUGUCUAUUGUUGCUGCCCUUGCAGACCCUCUGCCGAUCUCACAGAUCUCGAAGCUCCUUGGCCCAGGUCAAGGCAGAGAUGUCGCGACCGCACUGAUCCAGCUACGGUCUUUCAUGGAUAUUCCCGCUGACAGCAGCCAUCCCGUGAAUAUCUACCACUCGUCCAUUCGGGACUAUGUUUCAGACUUCUCAAACUGCAGCCUCCUUGGAUUACAACCCAUCACAGCACCACAUUCCCUACUCGCUUCCUCCUCUUUUCGCUUGAUGAUCCAAGACAUUCCAGAACGCACUACUCUCAUGGAUGCGCUCUCAGAAUUGAAGUCGCAGAAUCAGGCUAUGCAACGCCAUGACCCCCGGAACUUGCAACAAUCAUUAGCCUUCAUCGUCGAGCCACCAGAGCCGCUGCAGGUUCUCAUGGGCCUGUUAUGGCUUCAGGGAGCUCCUGGGUCUGGUCUACAGUCUUGGCUAAGGACUUUGGACGGACGUGCGUGGCUGCAGACUCGAAGUGUAGGAGAGUGGCUGAAGACACCGAGCGGCGGGGAGUGGCUGGCAACACCAAGCGGCGGGGAGUGGCUGGCAACACCAAGCGGGAGGCGGUGGCUGGAGACACCAAGCGGGAGGCAAUGGCUGAAGAUACAGAGUGGGAGGGAGUGGUUGGUGACACCAAGCGGAAGGGGGUGGCUAGAGACACCGAGCGGGAGGCGGUGGCUGAACACAUCAAGCGACGAGGAGCUGAAGACACCAAGCGAGGGGGAGUGGCUGAUACUAAUCGGCGGGCGCCUGCUACUAAUUGGCGGGUUCCCGCCACUAAUCGGCGGGUGCCUGCCACUAAUCGGCGGGUGCCUGAAGAUACUGAUACAGAUCAGCAGGGAGUGGCUGAAGACACUAAUCGGCUGGUGCCUGAAGAUACUGAUCAGCAGCGAGUGGCCGGAGAAGUGGAUGGGGACACCAAGCAGGCAGGAGUGGCUGGAGACACCAAGCAGGCAGGAGUGGCUGGAGACACCAAGCGGGACGCAGUGGCUGGAGACAUCAAGUGGGAGGCAAUGGCUGAAGACACAGAGUGGGAGGAAGUGGUUGGAGACAUCAAGUGGGAGGCAGUGGCUGGAGACACCGAGAGGGGGGGAGUGGCUGAAGACACUGAGCGAGGGAGAGUGGCUGGAGACACCAAGCGGGGGGGAUUGGCUGGAGACACCAAACGGGAGGCAGUGGCUGAAGACAUGGAGGGGGUGGGAGUGGCUGAAGACAUCGAGCAGGAGGGAGUGGCUGAAGACAUCGAGCGGGAGGGAGUGGCUGAAGACACCAAGCAGGAGGCAGUGGCUGAAGACAGGGAACGGGAGGCAGUGGCUGGAAACAAAGAUUGGGAGGCAGUGGCUGGAGACACCGAGCGGGAGGCAGUGGCUAAAGACACAAUAUGGGAGGGGAUGGCUGGAGACCCAGAGUGUGCACGACCGCCUACAGAUCCUAAAUGAACUGCAGACUCCAAUCGGGCUUGCAUGGCUGGACACCUCUCACGGGCGAGAAUGGCUCCUGACCCAGAGUGGCCACGAGUGGUUACUCACCAAUUACGCGCAAGAGUGGCUCCUCGCCCCAGGAGGGCGAGAAUGGCUGCAUACUCCGGGCGGACAAAAGUGGCUGCGGACCCCAGGUGGGCUGCAGACUGAACAUGGUCAAGAAUGGCUACAGACGAAGAGUGGGAAAAAGUGGCUGCUGACCCUGGAUGGGCGAAUGUGGCUGCAGACUAUGGGCGGACGAGAGUGGCUGCAGACCGAGAGAGGACGAGAGUGGCUACAGACCCCCCAUGGUCAAGAAUGGCAGUUAACCCCUGCGGCGUCUGUCUGGGUGACGAUGGAAGACUUCUCUAACACGUUGGAAACAAUCAGCGGACACGCAAUUAUCCCACAGUUGCAUUUACCCCCAGCUGUUCAAGCAAUCCAGGAGUUUAAGAACUUACCAGAUUUCUUGAUGUUUCCGGCGUUCCUGGCCUUAAAGCCCCAAUAUCAUUCCACCUCUGUAUCCCUACAAGAUUGUCCAGACAUCGAGGUUCUCCACACUAUGACCACGUUCACAAUUUUCGCAACCAAAGCACGUGAGCGAAGUCAAUCAUCUUCUGACGCUCUGAAGUACGCAUGCCAAAACUGGGUCUUCCAUCUCUCGCGAGCUUUGAGUCCAAUAGACCACAAGCUCAACCUUGCAUUCAAGCUCUUCUGGGAUCGCCACCUCCUCUCCUGGCUUGAAAGGCAGUGGUGCUUGAAGGGCUUGUGUUCCUGCCUGCUUGUGUUAUCGGAAGGACAGAAACUUGCACAGGUGUGUUCUCAAUGAUUUUUGUGUACCCAGCAGCUGACCUGCGCACAAAGGAACACCUCAUUGAAGCUACAGAGUCAUCUUAGUCGCUGGUUUGAAACUGUCGAAUUUGUGCACUGGAUGUCUUGCUGUCUUGUUAUUUCGCAUAGAUAUUUCCUUCACGUCGUUUGUGUAUUUUCAGAAUUUAUGUUGAAUAUUGAACGUUCGAACGUCGGUGUUAACAUUCCCAGUUGCGAAACCCAUCGCGAAGUAUAUAUGAAAAGAGGUUUACCAAAUGUACGAUCAGUCGUUCGAUUAUAUAUGUCAUUGAACUGCUCGUUCAAAAUAUACUAUAGUCUACAAGGAGUGUAUAAAUGAGCCAUUUGAAAGCCCUCACCUUCAGUUUCUUAGCAGAGAUUUUCUAUCGGUCUUUGAAUCAAAUAGGAGUCAUUGUCUUCAUCGCCGAGCUUACUCGUUGAAACGUUUUGGGCAUAGUGCCGAGUCUGGCGCUGUAAUUAAUGUACAGGCUGUUGAGUAAA